Messenger RNA from Synchytrium microbalum, 1332 nucleotides. RefSeq lists its product as uncharacterized. Gene Ontology annotation, biological process: endosomal transport; vacuole organization. Gene Ontology annotation, molecular function: ATP binding; ATP hydrolysis activity. The coding region runs from base 1 to 1332 and encodes 443 amino acids. The transcript is spliced from 11 exons. NCBI's taxonomy places the organism in Eukaryota, Fungi, Chytridiomycota, Chytridiomycetes, Synchytriales, Synchytriaceae. The record is from RefSeq and is a predicted model, not a curated record.
AUGGCAAAUGCCGACUUUCUGCAAAAAGCCAUUGAAAUUGUGAGAAAGGCGAUUGAUGAAGAUGCCAAGGGAAAUGUCGAAGAGGCAUACAAGCUAUAUCACAACAGUCUGGAAUACUUUAUGACUGCCAUGAAAUAUGAGAAGAAUGAAAGAACAAAGGAAUCUAUACGGAAGAAAUGUACUGAGUAUAUUGAGCGAGCUGAAAAGCUAAAGGAGGUCAUAAAUAAACAACAGAAAAAGAAGAAGGCUGUCCCUGCUGGAGGAGGAACCAACGGUUCAUCUGGACCCAAGAAAAAGGGUGAAGAAUCAGGAGACGAAGAUGAUGAAGAAGACGAUGAUUCAGGCAACAAGAAGGAAGAUGCUGAAUCAAAGCGAUUGAAAGGAGCAUUACAAUCCGCUAUUCUGACUGAGAAACCUAAUGUUAAAUGGGAUGAUAUUGCUGGCUUGGAAGUUGCCAAGGAAGCUUUAAAAGAAGCUGUCAUAUUGCCAAUCAAAUUUCCACAUUUGUUUACUGGUAAACGAGUACCUUGGAGGGGUAUCUUGUUGUAUGGACCUCCAGGGACAGGGAAGUCAUAUUUGGCCAAAGCUGUUGCCACAGAAGCAGAUUCUACGUUCUUUUCAGUCAGUUCCUCAGAUCUAGUCAGUAAAUGGAUGGGUGAAUCUGAACGAUUGGUCAAACAGCUCUUCCAGAUGGCCCGAGAAAACAAACCAGCCAUCAUCUUUGUUGACGAAGUCGAUUCAUUAACAGGAACACGUGGUGAAGGAGAAUCAGAAGCCAGUAGACGUAUCAAGACAGAGUUUCUGGUACAAAUGCAAGGAGUUGGUCAUGAUCAGACUGGUGUAUUGGUGUUGGGUGCUACGAAUACUCCAUGGCAGUUAGAUCCUGCUAUUCGUCGAAGAUUUGAGAAACGUAUCUACAUUCCAAUACCUGAAGCAGGCGCUCGUGCCAGGAUGUUCCAGCUGAAUAUUGGUACGACUCCAUGUAAAUUGACUCAAAGUGACUAUAAGAUAUUAGGAGAGAGGACGGACGGGUAUACUGGAUCGGACAUUGCUGUGUUGGUUCGUGAUGCGCUAAUGGAGCCCGUCAGAAAAGUCGAUGCACCCAGCAGAAAAGAUCCCAACAUGAUAACAAGGCAUUUGACGCCGUGCUCACCAGGUGAUGCAGGUGCAAUAGAAAAGUCAUGGACGGAUGUGGAAGCCGAUGAAUUGUUAGAACCUGAUUUGACUGUGCAUGACUUUGUUCGUGCUUUGCAGAACGCACGUAAAUCAGUUGCUGACGAGGAUAUUGCCAGGUAUACGAAAUGGACUGAGGAAUUCGGUCAAGAAGGCUAG